UGUAGUUUACAAGACAUGGAGCAUAUGUCAACAGUGGAGCUGCGGAGGCGGGUGGUGGGAUUAGGCAUCGACGCACGCGCCACAUCCCAUUUACACCAGCUGUGCUCGAAGCACGCGCGCACUCUGAGUCCAGCAGGCAGAGAGACAACAGGAGACAGGAUGGCAUCUCUGGGGCUCAAGGCGAUUGUCGGAGAAAAGAUUAUGAAUGAUGUCAUUAAGAAGUUGAAGAAGAGGGGAGAAUGGAAGGUUUUGGUGGUGGACAAGCUUAGCAUGAGGAUGAUCUCAUCAUGCUGUAAAAUGACAGACAUUAUGUCUGAGGGAAUCACAAUUGUUGAGGAUAUAACCAAGCGGCGUGAGCCUCUUCCUACCAUGGAAGCUAUAUAUCUCAUCACUCCAUCUGAUGAGUCCGUCGAGGGACUCAUCAAUGACUUCAGAGAUCCCCGUAAUCCAAUAUACAGAGGGGCACAUGUGUUCUUCACAGACACAAUCCCAGACUCUUUGUUCAACUUGAUAAGUAAAUCCCGUGCCUCUAAAGUCAUGAAGACACUGACUGAGAUUAACAUCGCCUUCCUGCCCUAUGAAUCACAGGUGUUCUCAAUGGACAGACCAGAUGCCUUCCAGGAUUUCUACAGCCCGUUUAAAGCUGAUGUAAAGAACCAGGUGUUGGAGCGUUUAGCCGAGCAAAUAGCCACCUUGUGCGCCACACUGAAAGAGUACCCAGCUGUAAGAUACAGAGGAGAGUACAAAGACAAUGCAGUCCUGGCCCAAAUGCUUCAGGAUAAACUGGACGGUUACAAAGCGGAUGACCCCACUUUGGGAGAGGGACCUGAUAAAGCACGUUCGCAGCUAUUGAUUCUGGAUCGAGGUUUUGACCCUGUCUCUCCACUUCUACACGAGCUCACAUUUCAGGCCAUGGCAUAUGACCUGCUGCCCAUUGAGAAUGAUGUCUACAAGUAUGUGCGUGGAAUGGGUGACACUCGUAUGAAAGAGGUGCUGUUGGAUGAAGAUGAUGACCUGUGGAUGACUCUGAGACAUAAACACAUAGCAGAGGUGUCCACGGCUGUGACUAAAUCGCUUAAGGACUUCUCUGCAAGCAAAAAGAUGAACACAGGAGAGAAGACCACCAUGAAAGAGCUCGCCCAAAUGCUUAAAAAGAUGCCACAGUACCAGAAAGAGUUAAGCAAGUAUUCAACUCAUCUGCACUUAGCAGAAGACUGUAUGAAGCAUUACCAGGGUACAGUGGACAAACUGUGCCGUGUCGAACAGGAUCUAGCUAUGGGCACAGAUGCAGAGGGUGAGAAGAUCAAAGAUCCCAUGAGAGCCAUCGUACCCGUCCUACUGGAUGCCAACAUUACCAUCAUGGACAAAAUCCGUAUCAUCCUGCUCUAUAUCUUUCUCAAGAAUGGUGUGUCAGAGGAGAAUCUCUGUAAGCUGCUCCAGCAUGCUCAGAUCCCUCCAGAGGACAGUGACAUCAUCUCUAAUAUGGCCCAUAUGGGGGUUCCCAUCAUUUCAGAGCAAGUAACCACACGUAAAGGGAAGAAACCUGACCGUAAGGAAAGAAUCAGUGAGCAAACGUACCAGCUCUCCCGAUGGACUCCUUUGGUCAAAGACAUCAUGGAGGACGCCAUUGAAGACAAACUCGACCCAAAACAGUACCCUUACAUCUCCACACGCACAGCAUCCUCAAAGACAACCACGGCUACCAGUGCACGUUAUGGGAACUGGCAUAAGAACAAGAGUCCAGGAGAGAUCCGUAAUGGCCCACGCAUCAUUGUCUUCAUCAUUGGGGGUGUGACCUACAGCGAAAUGCGCUGCGUCUAUGAGGUCACGCAGGCCAACGGCAAAUGGGAAGCUCUCAUCGGCUCCACCCACACCAUCACUCCCAUUAAAUACCUAAAGCAUCUCCAGCACCAAGACUUUCUGGACCCCAAUGCAGCCCCCGAGGACCAGCUUCCUGCAGAAGAUGAGUGAUGAAAGACAUGAAAAAGGUCAGACCUUUUUAAUUGCAAAUUGAUUAAAUUGACAUUUUAAAAAAAAAAGGCGUUUUAAUGCUUUAAUAUAAAAAAAUCUACUGACCUUUUUAUCAUCAUAUAUAACACAUUUAAUAAAGAGACGUGUAGAUAUUUUCAUUCACUGUAACAUCAAUCAAAUUUGUCUCACUUUCUCCUUUGAUUGCCCUGCCUCACUAUUCUGAUGUCAUCAAUGACAUGAUCCAACUAGACGACUGUUAAAACAGAAUCUUUCUGCUAUCACACACCCAUACAAAGUUUCCUCAGCUAAUUUUAGGCAGUCUGUCUCCCUUCAGCACUUCCCUUCUCAGCAAUAGGCUAUAGUGAAGUGUAUUAUUACUAUUACAUAUAUAACCUCUGUUACAUUCAGUAUCAAUAUUAGCCUCAGAUUAUACACAAAAGAUCAUUAACAAAAAACAAGGAAUUAUUUAGUUGUCAGUGUCAUUCAGCAUUGUUGGUAAUAUGGAACCAAUUGACUUGAGUGUAAUUCAUACUGUAGAUAAAUAAAACAAAAAUAGCAGAUUAUUUGAAUACUCUCAAUGUCUAGCAUAGCAGAACAAAAGAAACUCCAGUUUCCUCUUCUGUAAAGUUAUUUUGAAUUCAAUCAGUAGUUUGGCCUGCUAUGCAGCGUCUGCCAAGCAUGAUUGUGUCUGUUGUGUGCUAAUGUCACUACUGGACAUCCCUUUGUGAAUAUCAGCUGCUUUGUGUUGUUUUAAUCCUGUGGUUUGGAAAUAAGAGUUAGUCUUUUAUAUAGACUUUGUUAAUAUAGUAAAGCCUCAUUUGUUGACUUUCUAUUUUUGUUUUACAUCUUCAGCACUGAAUGACCGUUCCCUUGUGUAGUAAUGUGGUAUGAUUGCUUCUUAUGUUGUAAUCUUUUAUUUAUUUACACUAAGAACACAAUUUCAUGCAGUGUAAAUAUACAAUCUAUAUGCCAUAUUUAAAUAUAUGUAACAUGUUAUCAUAUCAGAGGUUAUGAAGUGCAAACUAUUGUCUUGUGCAUAUAGUAAAAUAAACUGGCUUCUGUUAAACAUC
Molecule: messenger RNA, 3041 nt
Organism: Cyprinus carpio (common carp)
Lineage: Eukaryota; Metazoa; Chordata; Actinopteri; Cypriniformes; Cyprinidae
Product: syntaxin-binding protein 1-like
Exons: 19
Coding region: 16-1971 (651 amino acids)
Biological process (GO): neurotransmitter secretion; intracellular protein transport; vesicle-mediated transport
Cellular component (GO): plasma membrane; secretory granule
Molecular function (GO): syntaxin binding
Source: RefSeq, a predicted model, not a curated record